GCUGCUUAUCUGCUACUAAUCAAAUACAGGCGGAGGUACAGAAGUUGUUUAGCGGUGGACGAGAUGGGUGAAACCUCUUCGGUUGAGAAUGAAUUUGAUGACUGGUUUAUCGAGUCUUUGAAAAUAUAUAAUAAUAUUCACGAGUAUCAACUUGAACAUCCUACAAGAGUAAUUGAAUGGACAUCAGAAAAAACUAUAUGUGUUGCAGGUUACAGUUCAGAUAAAAAUGAGAUUUUAGAGCUGCUUUUGCCACUGAAACUUUUCACUGAUGAUAAUCAGGGUCUUUGUGCAGAACGAGAUUUCAAAGUGGUCCAUGGAGGUUUCUCAGAUGGCUCCAUUCAUUGCCUCAAACACAUUCCAGGAACAAGGUAUAUCAUAGUAGCCAUUGAUUAUGUAACUUCCUUUUGUUGCCAUGAGCUUUCAUCUUCAAACUGUUGUUUCUUGUUAAGGUGUGUCGUUACCAAUGAUGGCUUCAACUCCAAUCUCCAGGUGUGGGACUUAGGAGGAGAAGAUUGUGAUGUCAUAAAGAGGACAGGAGUUUUACAACUGAAGAGUGCAUCAUCAGAUAAAGGUGUCAAAAUAGCCCCUGGGUUAACUGGAGACCCAUGUGUUCUUCAUGGCUCUCAGAUCAGCGACAUUCAACUGACUGAGCUGACGUCAGGGAAGCCACUCUACUCUCUGGGGAAAGACAUUCCAGAUUUACUAAGCUCCCUGCAAUUUGUGAGUGGCAGUGUAUUUCUCGCUUGUGCCUGCAAUGGUGACCUGUAUGUGGGGGACACACGGAAUCCUUCUGGUCUUCAGAAUAACCCAGCUGGAGGGAGAGAGGGCGUCCACUGGUGUAUGGGUGUUAAAACAGACCUGUCCUCAUCAGAUCCAUCCUCCUGUAGUGUAGCAAGGCUCUCCUCUGCCUGCCAAGUGGUUGUGUCUGAUCUAAGGGACCUAAGAGCCCCCUUGUUUCAAGCCCAGCUUCAUGUCCAGAGGAAAACUACCAGUGAUGACUUCAUGAAGGUGACAUGGGCGCCCGCUUUAGACAACUGUCUUGCUGUGUCAGGUUUUGAUGGAAUGGUGCGAAUCUACGACACUGCCUCUUGGAGACCAGAGUUGAUGGAAUUCCAGCCUCUUUUUAUCCACCGAGGUCACAUGAUGUCCGAUGAUCAGUUUGACACUUCAUCAGCUGUGGUCACCACUCAUGUUUGGCAUCCAAGUCGACCCAGGACUGUCCUCUCUGCUGCUGUAGACGGGUCUGUGCAUGUAUGGGACUGGGUCGACAAAGCCACUGCCAGCUGUUGACAUUCAAACACACUUACAGCUCAAUGUUAAUCAUUAUGCAGCGUUGAACCUUGCCUGAAGUCGACAUGUCCUUUUCAUUAUGUAAGGAAUAUGUAAAGCACUAUUUGUGAUAAGAUGCCACUUGUUUGUUUUCCCAUUCUUAUGAGUAGUUGUUAUUCCCAUACUGUACACACAUUUGCAUGGAAGAGGUAUUCUGGGUUUGUACUAUUAUAUAUUGUAAGAGAUAUUUCACUAUAACAUUUUCAUUAAACGGAUCUCUUCAUGUACCUGCUAAAUAAGACAAACCCUGGACCAUGAACCUAAAGGUGGACGGCAGUAUCACUUGCAUCACAGUUUCUUCGCUCACAGUAUUAUGUCAAUCAAAAAGAUAAACACAGCUUGUUAGAAUUUUAUUUUCAAAAGAGAGCUCUGCAUGCCAUUCACGUGAAUGAUUAACAAUGUUUUUAUGCAUCUUCUGCAUAGCCAAGGAUGCAGGCAGGAUAGUAAUGUGGAGGUAGUUGAGGCAGAACUACUAUUGUAGCAUCAUUUAGAGAUAAGGAACAUAUUCAACUCAUUUUGAACAUUGGAGUUAUCACCUGUGCAUUAAAACAUUUAGAAAUGAA
This is a messenger RNA of Oncorhynchus kisutch (coho salmon), 1892 nucleotides long. RefSeq names its product WD repeat domain 73 (gene wdr73). Gene Ontology annotation, cellular component: cytosol; spindle pole. Bases 64 to 1290 code for a protein of 408 amino acids. The record is from RefSeq and is a predicted model, not a curated record. NCBI's taxonomy places the organism in Eukaryota, Metazoa, Chordata, Actinopteri, Salmoniformes, Salmonidae. Gene Ontology annotation, biological process: cytoplasmic microtubule organization. The transcript has 7 exons. Gene Ontology annotation, molecular function: protein binding.